UCAUAAGCUGGUAGAAAUUAAAACUCGGUGUUACCAAAUGUAUACACUAUCUAAUCCAUCCUUAUAUAAACCUUCUGUUCAAUUGUAGCAGAGUGUAAGAAACAAAACUAAGACAGAGUACAAAAAAACAUUUGUUUUUUCUCUAGUCUUGUCCUAAUGGAAUGGACUAGAGGAAGAAUCCUAGGCCGAGGCUCCACAGCCACCGUCUGCGCCGCCAUGUAUCGUAGUUCAAACGAAAUCCUCGCCGUCAAAUCCUCCGAGCUUCACCGGUCAGAGUUCUUGCAAAGAGAAGCCAAGAUUCUCUCCUCGCUGAACUCUCCUUAUGUGAUCCGGUACAGAGGAACAGAAACCAAGAUAGAGUCAAACGGCGUCGUUACGUAUAAUCUUUUGAUGGAGUACGCACCGUACGGAACGUUGACCGUCGCGGCGGCGAAAAACGGGGGCCGACUCGAGGAAGCUAUGAUCGUGAAGUACACGCGCGAGAUACUACGAGGCUUGGAGUAUAUUCACUCGAAAGGGAUCGCGCAUUGCGAUGUAAAGGGGAGCAACGUGGUUGUCGCGGAGAAGGGUGAGGCCAAGCUUGCGGAUUUCGGGUGUGCGAAACGGGUGGGCUCGGAGACGGUGACGGGUACGCCGGCGUUUAUGGCUCCAGAGGUGGCGCGUGGGGAGAAACAGGGGAGUGAGAGUGAUAUAUGGGCGGCUGGGUGUACGGUGAUUGAGAUGGCUACGGGCUCUCCGCCGUGGACGGAGGCGAGUUCAAGGGAGGAUCCGGUUUCAGUUCUUUAUCGGGUCGGGUAUUCGGGUGAGACUCCGGAGCUUCCUUGUUUGCUUACGGACGAAGCAAAGGAUUUCUUGAAAAUGUGCUUUAAGAGAGAAGCAAAAGAGAGACGGACGGCUACACAACUCCUAAACCAUCCGUUUCUGAUAUCUAAACCGGACAUUGAACCGGUUUUGGUUUCGAGUUCACCGACAAGUGUGACAGAUCAAACGUUUUGGCGAUCAGUGGAGGAAGAAGUAGUAGAAGAAGAAGAAGAAGCAGUGGAAUUGCAAGAUGAGUCAAGAAAUCUAGACCGUUUAAACUUGUUGGCUUGUUAUUUGGAGAGGAUCGGACGGCUGAGAUGUGUUGGUGGGUUGGAUGGGCCCAGAUGGGAUAUGGAAGGUGGGGACUGGAUCACGGUGAGGGUGAGCUGUGAAGGAACAAUGAUUAGUGGGUCACUCACAUGAGUAUUUGGGAGAAUUGUAAGUUGAUUUGGGGUUAUUUGUUGAAUUGUAGAAAGGAUUGGGUGUUGAUAUUAGUGAAGAUCUCCAAUUUAGGGAGAUCGAUGUAGUAGCUUGUUAGUCUUUGAAGCUUCUAUUAAUGUACAUAGUUAAAAUCACGAUUUUUUAAAAACCAAAUCCAAUGUUGAUUUCUGUAGAGUUUCAAGGUUUGUUGGCCUGCACAAGAGAAUUAAUGUUGAACUAUUACAUCGAAA
Messenger RNA from Brassica oleracea var. oleracea, 1472 nucleotides. Its product is annotated as mitogen-activated protein kinase kinase kinase ANP1-like. Gene Ontology annotation, biological process: protein phosphorylation. The record is from RefSeq and is a predicted model, not a curated record. Gene Ontology annotation, molecular function: ATP binding; protein kinase activity. The coding region runs from base 157 to 1224 and encodes 355 amino acids. The transcript has a single exon. NCBI's taxonomy places the organism in Eukaryota, Viridiplantae, Streptophyta, Magnoliopsida, Brassicales, Brassicaceae.